AUGGCCGUGUCCGCCGUGUCCGUCUGCUCCAGCGACCUGAGCUACGGCAGCCGGGUCUGCCUGCCCGGUUCCUGCGAUUCCUGCCCCGACUCCUGGCAGGGGGACGACUGCCCAGAGAGCUGCUGCGAGCCCCCCUGCUGCGCCCCCAGCUGCUGCGCCCCGGCCCCCUGCCUGACCCUGGUCUGCAGCCCAGUGAGCUGUGUGUCCAGCCCCUGCCAGUCAGUCUGCACCAGCACCUGCACGCCCUCGUGCUGCCAGCAAUCUAGCUGCCAGCCGGCUUGCUGCACCCCCUCCCCCUGCCAGCAGGCCUGCUGUGUGCCCGUAUGCUGCAAGCCCGUGUGCUGUGUGCCCGUGUGCUGCAAGCCCAUGUGCUGUGAGCCUGUGUGCUCUGGAGCUUCCUCUUCAUGCUGCCAGCAGUCUAGCUGCCAGCCAGCUUGCUGCACCCCCUCCCCUUGCCAGCAGUCCUGCUGUGUGUCCGUGUGCUACAAGCCUGUGUGUUGCAAGCCUGUGUGCUGCAAGCCCAUCUGCUGUGAGCCUGUCUGCUCUGGGGCCUCCUCUUCAAGCUGCCAGCAGUCUAGCUGCCAGCCAGCUUGCUGCACCUCCUCCCCCUGCCAGCCGUCCUGCUGCAGACCUUCCUCCUGCGUGUCCCUCCUCUGCCGCCCCGUGUGCAGACCUGCCUGCUGUGCCCCCGCCUCCUCCUGCCACCCCAGCUGCUGCCGCCCAGCCUCCAGCGUGUCCCUCCUCUGCCGCCCUGCCUGCCCCCGCCCAGCCUGCUGCAGCUUCUCUUUGGGCCAGAGGUCCAGCUGCUGA
This is a messenger RNA of Propithecus coquereli (Coquerel's sifaka), 810 nucleotides long. Its product is annotated as keratin-associated protein 10-12-like. The record is from RefSeq and is a predicted model, not a curated record. NCBI's taxonomy places the organism in Eukaryota, Metazoa, Chordata, Mammalia, Primates, Indriidae. Gene Ontology annotation, cellular component: keratin filament. The transcript has a single exon. Bases 1 to 810 code for a protein of 269 amino acids.